This is a messenger RNA of Penicillium riverlandense, 1011 nucleotides long. RefSeq lists its product as uncharacterized. The record is from RefSeq and is a predicted model, not a curated record. The transcript has 3 exons. Lineage: Eukaryota; Fungi; Ascomycota; Eurotiomycetes; Eurotiales; Aspergillaceae. The coding region runs from base 1 to 1011 and encodes 336 amino acids. Gene Ontology annotation, molecular function: metallopeptidase activity.
AUGACUUACUUUGGUAACCUCUUUACGAGUAUCCCUCGAGGGAAAGAUGGAAGCUGUUAUGGCAAGGGAAUCAAUACCGACAUGAGGGAUACCGAAAUGCUCCUAAAAGAAGGCAUCGCGGUUCUUGAUGAAUUGAUUCAAGGGCCAGUCCCUAAAAACCACCACUCAGUCCGUUAUCUGAACAUGGCGUCCGCAAUGUUUGGUAUCCAAUAUGAUCUACGAAAGGAUGGGCGGCUAGAGGUCGUUGAAGGACAGGCUCGAUUGACUCAGGCUAAAGGGUACAUGGAAAAUGCGAAGAACCUAUUACUUGAUCCUCGGACAGAGAGUGCAAGGUGGAAACUUGAGUGUGGCGACAAAGACUUGAUAUGGGCAUCGACUCUAGGAGAUAUGGGAGUCAAGAAGAGCCAAAAAAACCCAGACCCUGAAGAAUCUCUUCCUAAAGCUGUAGCAGAGCGUUCUGGAGACGAGGAGAUCGCGAAAUAUCAAGGACUUUUCUACUCCGCAUAUUGGCAGCCCUUCUCCCUCCGGUCCUCUACAAAAUGGAAAACAACGCUUUAUUUACUCCCGGCGACACCCGAAUCUACAAAGUCAGGUUUCUGUGGCACCGAUGAGGCGGCCGUCACAUUUUCAUCUGCUAAGAAGAUGGGCGCGAAAGAUUAUUUGGUUUUGUGCGACUCAUACUUCGAAGAGAAGAGUCUUGCCUGGGCUCACCGCCACGUGAAAGACGCCGAGUCCCUGGAUUAUUUUGCUGUGAAAGCAGGAACCCUAGUACAUGAACUCAUGCAUAUGGCGAACCCAGAUGUUGUUAUCGAUGAGGACGUUAGAACAGCAACGGGGAGACUAGUGCCUGCGCAACGAUGGAAAAGAUGCAAGGAAUUGGCGGAAUCAGUCGACGACCAGAAAACUGUCACAAAUGCGGAAACCUAUAGACUUUUCACCCUAGGGGUCAUGCUAGUGGAAGGUGACUGGUGGCCGGAAGGUUAUAAAGAGAAUGUUUACGGCUGUGAAUAG